Molecule: messenger RNA, 5631 nt
Organism: Sciurus carolinensis (gray squirrel)
Lineage: Eukaryota; Metazoa; Chordata; Mammalia; Rodentia; Sciuridae
Gene: Pfkfb2
Product: 6-phosphofructo-2-kinase/fructose-2,6-biphosphatase 2
Exons: 16
Coding region: 164-1903 (579 amino acids)
Biological process (GO): fructose 2,6-bisphosphate metabolic process; fructose metabolic process
Cellular component (GO): cytosol
Molecular function (GO): 6-phosphofructo-2-kinase activity; ATP binding; fructose-2,6-bisphosphate 2-phosphatase activity
Source: RefSeq, a predicted model, not a curated record
UCCACAGUGCUGGGAGACUUGGGCGCCGGCGGUCUUUCUCCUUCACAGUUCCAUCUUCCUUCUGGAGCUGGGGUCCGGGAUUCCGCCUGGAGCUCCGCCCCCUCGGUCCUGCAAGUGCCCGAUUGGUCGAUGAUUCUCUCCAGGUGCUUCCUGAAGAGCUACCAUGUCUGGGAACUCUGCAUCUUCCACAGUACACAACAAGAACAGUUAUGAACCCAAACCCACAAAUCUUCGAACGACAGAUAAGAAAUGUUCCUGGGCCUCCUACAUGACCAACUCCCCGACUCUUAUUGUUAUGAUUGGUUUGCCAGCCAGGGGUAAAACCUAUGUGUCCAAGAAACUAACACGCUACCUCAACUGGAUUGGGGUGCCCACCAAAGUGUUCAAUCUUGGGGUUUAUCGACGUCAAGCAGUCAAGUCUUAUAAGUCCUACGACUUCUUUCGGCAUGAUAACCAAGAGGCCAUGAAGAUCCGCAAACAUUGUGCACUGGUGGCCCUGGAAGAUGUUAAGACCUAUCUGAUUGAGGAGAAUGGGCAGAUUGCGGUGUUUGAUGCCACCAAUACCACCAGGGAGAGGAGAAAUAUGAUCUUGAACUUUGCAGAGGAGAAUUCCUUCAAGGUAUUCUUUGUGGAAUCUGUCUGUGAUGAUCCUGAUGUCAUUGCUGCCAAUAUCUUGGAGGUAAAGGUGUCAAGCCCUGACUACCCUGAAAGGAACAGGGAGAAUGUGAUGGAGGACUUCCUGAAGAGGAUCGAGUGCUACAAAGUCACCUACCAGCCCCUUGACCCAGACAACUAUGACAAGGAUCUUUCUUUCAUCAAGGUGAUAAAUGUGGGCCAGCGUUUUUUAGUCAACAGAGUCCAGGACUACAUCCAGAGCAAGAUUGUCUACUACCUCAUGAAUAUUCAUGUCCAACCUCGCACCAUUUACCUUUGCCGGCAUGGAGAGAGCGAGUAUAAUCUCUUGGGAAGGAUUGGGGGUGACUCUGGCCUCUCUGUGCGGGGAAAGCAGUUUUCCCAAGCUCUAAAGAACUUUCUGGAGGAACAGGAGAUAAAAGACCUCAAAGUGUGGACUAGUCAGUUGAAGAGGACUAUCCAGACUGCUGAGUCUCUUGGAGUGACCUAUGAGCAGUGGAAGAUUCUGAAUGAGAUUGAUGCUGGUGUGUGUGAGGAGAUGACAUACGCAGAGAUCGAGAAACAGUAUCCAGAGGAGUUUGCUCUUCGAGAUCAAGACAAGUAUUUGUAUCGCUAUCCUGGUGGAGAGUCAUACCAGGACCUGGUGCAGCGGCUGGAGCCUGUCAUCAUGGAGCUGGAACGUCAGGGCAAUGUCCUCGUCAUCUGCCACCAGGCUGUCAUGCGAUGCCUUCUGGCCUACUUCUUGGAUAAGGGCGCAGAUGAACUGCCAUACUUGAGGUGUCCUCUCCAUACUAUCUUCAAACUCACACCUGUGGCCUACGGGUGCAAAGUGGAAACGAUUAAGCUCGGUGUGGAGGCUGUGAACACUCACCGCGACAAACCGGCUAACAACCUCCCCAAGAACCAAACCCCUGUAAGGAUGAGAAGGAACAGCUUUACGCCUCUGUCCAGUUCGAAUACAAUAAGGCGUCCAAGAAAUUACAGUGUUGGGAGCCGGCCCCUCAAGCCCCUCAGCCCUCUCCGUGCCUUGGACAUGCAAGAAGGGGCCGACCAGCCGAAGACCCAAGUCAGCAUUCCGGUCCUGAAAGGGCCAGCCCAGAUUACAGAACAUCCACAGAGUGCUCUGGAGCUUGCAAGUGGACAUAGGGUGAGAGUUCUUGCCUCUUUUCAUGAGAAACAAUCCUGUAGUUUUGAUGCCUUGGGGGAACCUGGCUCUGGGGAAGUGGGACACAUCUUGGUUUGUAUUUUUACCCUGAAGAGCCAGGUGUAGUCCUUUCUGGCUGUGGAGUGGGGUUUGGGAGAAUAGGGUGGUCUCUUGUUCUUCUGGGCCUCUCAGUUCAGUCAGAUCUUUUUUCCUGUGGCUUUCAGGUUCUUUGCCAAUCACAGCAACUUUCCUGCCACAGCCAGUGACCUCUGGGGCUUUUUAGAAGGAUGAAGUUAGAUUCUGGAUUCACCACUGAUGUCUGAAUCACUCAAAACAAAAGGCAGAGAAGAGCUCACUACGGUUUCCUAAAACUGCUUAUUAUUUUCCAGUAAUUUUCAGCACAGCCCUAAAGUUUAAAAAAAAAAAAAAUGGAGCAAUUAUCAAGUGUGGGAACGCUUGAUAAUGAACUUUAUCUCUCUUAUUGGGGUAUUCUUUUGUUUUUAAAGAGAGGUUAUCUUGACGUUCUGAGAAGUUCCAUGCAGACCCACUCUUGACUAUUCUUACCUAUUCAUUUCUGUCAUCUCAUUUUCUUUGUAGGGUUUGAAAGAUGUUAUUUAAAGAAGGGGCUCUUAGCUCCUUGAUGGUUUUCUUCUAUUUCAAUUUUAUAUGCAAAAUAUAUGAAUGUAUAUGUGCACAUUUUUUUUUGAGAGACAAAUCUAGAGUUUUUGUGAGAUAAUUAAGAGAUAGGCAACCCCCUGCCUAUCAGUUUACAUUUUAGAGUUAACUGGUGGGAGCAAGUUAGCUCUUUCCCAAGGUUGUUUGUUUUGUAAUAGAAAACCUUUCAUCAUGGCUCUCACCCAGGAGGCUUUCUUGGGAUCUCCUUUACAGCUUUGGAAACUUUCACAUGCCUGGGUCCAUCUGAGUCAGGCUGAAUGCUGACUCAGAAACUCUGGAGUUGGAGUCUGGACAUGUGUGUGUUUAAACAGAUUCCCUAAUGAUUCUGAUUCAUGCCCGGGUUGGGAAUACCACCUUAGGAGACUGGGUAGAAACAUACCCAGAUAGUAGUUUCUUGGAGAAAGUAUCAACCUUGGCAUUCCGAAUUCCUCUUUGUUCUAAAAGGACAGUUCUUUGGAGUUGGAUGUUGGAGCAGAUCACCAUAUUAAAUGAAGCAGUCCUCUUAGUCAGGCCGCUGUGCUUUAGAGACUUACUGUAGGGUCUAGUUCCAUCUUUUACCCUUCACAUUGCAGAGGGAGGUGGAACAAAUUCCUAAAUUACAUAAAUGUCCUUGAAUAAAAGCUGGGGUUUUAAGCACCCAGGAGAGAGGUCUUGAGGUACUACUACCUGCAGGACAAGGAAGGUUGUCUCCACCUUGAGCCCUUCACUGUUAUAUUCCAAGUAGGAUACCACAGCCUCUCUCCAAAGUCUGCUGCCAUCGAUUCUUCUCAAAAUUGUGUCUUAGACAUAAAGUAACCUGUUCUUCCUGUCAGGCUGUUGCACAAGGUCUUUAGUAGUGUCUCUGUAGGGCUUUGGACUGGAUGAGGGAAGGAGGAACAGAAAUAGAGGGAAAGGUUCUUGCCCUCAAGAAGGCUACUUUAAGAGACAGGGCAGAUAAUUUGCAACAAAUGAACAUUUGUGAAAGAGCCACACACUGAGUCUGGAAGUACUGAUGUUGCUGUGACUGUUCUCUUGUCCAAUGGCUAUGAGACCAAAAGUGUUGGGGGAUAGAGAUGGCCCAUCUCCCCAGUGUGAGAAUGAAUGUCUGGGAAGUAUGUGUGGCACUUUUACAGGGUUACCUUUUCUAACUUUGUUGAGAUGGUGGCAACUCUAGCCCAAAUGGGCAUUCAGUCUUUUCUCCUGCUGCGAGCUGAGAGUAAUUUAGAGAUCGUAAAUAAGAAGAGGGAGAACUUUGAUUCAAAGAUGUGGGAGUUAGGCUGCACCUCCUCUUGGCCAGAGGGGCCUUCUCUGACUGACUAGCAUUGGGUUAGCCUGUUAUAAACACCGUCAUUAGAGACAGGUCACUGGAUGUUCAUUUUGGUACUCAUUCUGCCAAUGAUAUUUCUAAUCUUCCCCUGUGUUAGUUUGCUAUUCCCAGAGGAGGAACUGAGGUAACCAUGUCCUCACACAGGACAGGGGAAGUUGGAGUUUGAAAACAGCACAAGGUUCAACAUCCUUCAAUUUUUGAUCCCUUCAAAGAUGUAAAGAGAAUAUAGGAUUGAAUAGAGCUCUUCGAAAUUUUAGGGAAGUCCUACUUCCCUCUUUUCUUUUCUGUCCUUCUCCCCCUUAUUACUUGAAUAAUGUAUAUUGUUAGUAGAUACCUAUGACUCUGCUUGUGUCUAUAUCACAAGUCCUACAAAGAAAGGAUGGACUCCAGAGAACCCGUUGCUGAGAUUUUAAGUGUUGCCUGGGGGAACUAGGUGAGACUUUGACAUUUGAUCUAUUGGUAUAAAAUGGGGAAAUGAAAAUCAUAUUUGUUUUUUCUUACUUCCAAGCUGAAUGAAGAAGUCUGUAACAGAUUUGAAAGGAUUUUGUUGCAGAUUCAGAGAACCCACUUCUCUUCUGUUCCUACCUCCUAAUUUCCAAAUUGAAAUUUUAGUUCUUAUUAUCAGUAUAGUCUUUGAUUUUGUCUUGGUAAUGGUCUGGUUUUAUAUCAAAUUGGAAAAUAGAAUAAGAAAAUCUUUUUCAAAAAAGAAAAUCUUUUAAAAAUCUUUUUAAUCCUAAGAUUUUGAAUCUCUUAAAAAUCUUGUUAUAUGCAUUUUGUUGGGGAAUUGCCCUAUAUCAUUGUCUCUGGGUUUUGUUUUCAUUUCCCAAGAAGUUGGAGUGGAGGAUACAAUGUAUUUGUACACCUGGGCAGAAUGGUUGAAUGUUUCUUGUGAAGGUCUGGUGGGCCUCUUGCAAUCCACAUUUGAUCUACAACUGUACUGGUAUUUGAAGAAACAUGAGAUAGCUGUUUGCAAAUAAAUCCAUCUUUUGGUUUUUCUGGGGGCAGGACAUCUGGGUUCUAGAGAAACUCAUUGGUGCUUAGGGUGGCCAGUGGACAAGGGGAAACACAUCCUACUUCACUGAGGCAACUGUGACAGGGUGAUGGAGUCUCAUGAACAUUUCAUUAUCCUAGCCAAGCCCAGAAUCCAUGUUGUAUUUGUUAUCAAGACGUUUGAUAGACAUACCCAACUUUUCCUAUAUGCAUUUUGACUUUUUACAUUUUUAAAUUUUUUAGUAUAAAGAUAUAUUGUCACAUUGGCAUGUUAGAUCUUUGACUUUCCCUAAAGAUAACCCAGACAUCAGAAGUGUGUCCAGGAAUUUUGUUUGGACUCUUAGUGUCCCUAAGACUAUCUCUAGAGGGGUCCGUGUGCUGACUGACUAAUGGGCUACAAUACCGUCUGUAAGCCAACAGUCUUCUUGGUUUUGGCAUUGUACUGUUUGUUAGUAUGGUACAUUAUUGUAAUUUUCUAUCUAUGGCACACGUCCUGAAAAGAAAGGAACUAAACACUAUACAUUUUCUUUAUGGGGAAGUUCUGUGUGCUAUAAUUUUUCAUAGACAUUUCUUGUAUAAUAGUGGUCAAAUUCUCACUGUCUUUAUAAAGAUGAUGGUUGUAUGGUAUUUUGUGAACUCAGCUAAGGGAAUGCCUAUUCAAAUUCUGAAGUUGUGAUUUCUACUAAAAGUCAUGUCAUCUAGUCUCCUGCUUCAGAGUAGGACUUCUCUUUCACUAUCCAUUCCUGAACCUUCUGUCCUCACCUUACCCUGUUAAGGAAUAUAUAGCAUUCUAUUGGAGAGUGUUAUUGUUUUUAAUCUGCCAUGUGUUUGGUUUUUAUUCCUAAUAUAAUAAAUGCAAAGGAAAUUUGCAUUCAGAAACUGA